UUAAUUCGUCGAAAGGCGCGCGCCCUGACGCCCGGGGCUGGCCCAGUGCAUUUGAUUCCGAUCACGCUCGUUUACUAUCCCAUGGUGAAACAAAAAUAGAAAUAUCAGUGGCACACGAUACGGCCAGCAGUAGCCGCAGCAGCAGCCGUCGAAUGUGCGUGUUCCAAUUGAAAAUCGAAUUAUUAUUGAGAUUUCAACGAUUUACGGUGGCCUAAGUGGCAAAGGAAAGGCACAAUGAAAUGACCGGACCUCAGGUGUGGUUUUGGAAAUAGGAAAUAAAAACAGUGAAAAGCAGCACAAUUAGUACUGGCUGGUAGCAAAAUAUGUAAGAAUAACGUUUUGCAUGAAUCGUACCAGGACACUGUCCGGGAGUGUGUUCCAAGUGCGAAUGUUAGAAAAUGUGUCAAUCCGUUACGUUUCGUGCUGAACCGAAUGUACGUACGAGAAAGCGAACACAACGUCGAAAUGUCAUACCGCCGGUGUUGGAUGGAACACGGGCAGCAGCAGUAAAACGGUGUAAAAGUGUGAAGCCAUCCAGUGGCAGUGACUAUAGUUUACCAAAACGGGAAAAAUCCUUCACGAAGCCGAAGGGUAGUAGCUGGCAAGGAAGCACGACAUGCGUUUCGCACACAUAUGAAACACGCCAGCAAUGGAAUAAUUAGUCACUAUAUACCUAGCGGAGUAGCAGAAUUUACGGGAUCGACCAUGAUGAGCGAUGUGGAACGGUUGGGCACGUACGGUGCCGCAGAGGAAUGCUGCGAGAGAUGUGACUUGGGAAGUAAUAUUCUUUGGAGCUUUUUGAAGUGUGAGCUGAAGCAACGGUGGCUAUCGCUGCGGUUGCUUUGCUCGUAUUAUCUUCCCAUGCAAAAGCACACUUUUUCGCAACAUAGCUGCCUAAAUGCGGCUGCUGUUAGCACGACCGGUGCCGGUGACAGCCCGAGCAAUAGUGAUAGGGUUAACAAUAGCGUUAAGCAUAGUCAUAAGGAUAGACAGAGUUGCUACGUAGAAACUAAUAGUCGAUGGAGCAUUGUGCAAUGCUUUGCGAACGAGUACCUGUGGGGCGUUAGACGACACAGUCGAACCAGCCUGUGGAAGCGAUGGCGCUGGAAAAGAAUGUCAUCCAUCGGAAAGGCGCUCUUGUUCUUCUACAUUAUCACCAUAAGCAUAAUUGUUGUGGCUGCCCAAGGAGUGGAUUCUACGCAGGCAGCACAACGGACGGGCUCAUCGUCACCGAACGAGGAUGCCAUCAUAACGAGUCCUGGAAAAGUCUGUUCGAGCGUCGAUGUACGCAAUUCACCACAACAUUUGGAACGAUUACGUGACUGUCGAGUGGUGGAGGGCUUCGUGCAGAUUAUGCUGAUUGACAAGUAUACCAACGACAGCUACGACAAUUACACCUUCCCAAUGCUGACGGAAAUCACCGGAUAUCUGCUAUUGUUUCGCGUUAAUGGGCUGCAAACUUUGGGCCAGCUAUUUCCCAAUCUGACCGUCAUCCGAGGAACCGAUCUUGCCAACAACUAUGCGCUAGUAGUUUACGAAUUAAUGCAAAUAAAUGAGCUGGGCCUCACUUCGCUGAUCGACAUUCAACGAGGUGGGGUACGCAUUGAGAAAAAUCCUAACUUAUGCCAUGCAGAUACAAUUGAUUGGAAGGCGAUAGCGCCAGAAGGAGAAAGUUGGAUAAAGGCCAAUCAAGAUGCAAAUGAAUGUACUACCUGUCCAAGCAAUGUUACCGUUGCUCUUGCGAAUGGAAUGACGCACACGACACAGUGUCCGACGCGGGAGGUAAAUCGACUGACACACAACGAAAAGCCUAGCCAUCUCUGCUGGUCAACCAGUCACUGCCAGCAAAAAUGUCCUGCAAGAUGUCCGAAGUCGUGCACAAAAACGGGUGAAUGCUGUAGUACACACUGUCUUGGCCAGUGCAGCAGUGAAAACACAAUGCACUGCAUGGUAUGCCGGAAGUACUACUAUAUUCAAAACAAUCGCACCCACUGUGUAGACAAAUGUCCCGAUAGUAUGUUCUUGUUCAGCGAAAGUCGGUGUUUGACUGAGGACGAAUGUUACAAAUUGUAUAAGCCACUUCAGCGGGAAUCAGAUAUUACCGGCGAUUAUCCGUAUGUGCCUGCUCAGGGUGAAUGUCGGCUCGGUUGUCCCGUAGGGCACACCUUGGCGACCGUUGCCGGUACACAACGGCCGACCUGCGUUCCAUGCAAGGGUUCGUGUCGCACCGAAUGCAAGGGAAUGGUAAUUGAGAGCAUCUCGCAAAUGCAAUCACUGCGCGGGUGCAUGAUCGUACAAGGAUCGCUUUCUAUUCGGUUGCGGCAACUUGGUGGAGAAAAUGUUGUGCGCGAACUGGAGAAAGUGCUUUACUCGGUCGAAGAAAUCUACGGCUAUCUCCAAAUUGUUCGCUCCUACGCCCUGAUGUCAUUGGGAUUCUUUAGAAACCUGAAAAUCAUUCACGGUACCGUGCUAAAUGCCAACUUAUCGUUGAGUGUGAUCGACAACCAGAACCUGCAGGAGCUGUGGAAUCAAAAUGUUACCAUCAAGCAUGGUAAUGUGCGUUUCAAUGACAAUCCAAUGCUGUGCGUUAAGAAAAUUACUUCACUGAAAAGCCAUUUCGGAAAUGGUGUGAGCAUUGAAAAUGAGGAACAGUUAAACAAAACGAACGGUGUGCGGGUGGCAUGUGAAAUUAAAAAGCUUGGCACAAGGCCGGUCAAAAUUAAGACGGACACAGUUAUUAUACGAUGGGACGCGUUUAAAGAUCUGCCAGACAUGAGACAACUGCUCGGGUACGUCGUGUACUACAUUGAGGCACCGCACGGAAAUGUGACGUUUUAUGAUGGGCGCGAUGCCUGUAACUCUCAAGGCUGGCGUGUCGACGACGUACCUAACAUGCAAGAACGAGAAUAUGCGAGUCACAUUCUUACAAAGCUGAAUGCUUUUACGCAGUACGCAUAUUAUGUAAAAACGUACACAUUGUCUUCAGAGAACUUAGGUGGACAAACGGAUAUUACAUACUUUCAAACGUCACCAGGCACUCCAAAGAUCAUACGUGACCUGCACAUCUACAUAGAGAAUGAUACGUUGGUUGUCACAUGGUUAGAGCCGCUCAAAAUGUUGGGUAAAUUGUCAUCAUACAAAAUUGGUGUCACCUUAAACGACGAGAAAAAUGAGAUGAUCAAUCAACGGAAUUACUGUCACGAUGAAAUAGAAAAAAUCGAUUCAAAGCCAAACAUUCCGGUAGAAAGUACAUCAAUCGCUACGACGAUCUCCCCGGUUAAAGAAACGCAAAAUCAAUGCUCGAAGGAAGAGUGUGCAGCGUUCUGCUCUUCAUCGGGCAUGUUGGAUUCAGAUGGCGGUCUGAAAAUAGAUGUGAAUGAGGUGGAAAUGGCCAUAGGAUUUGAAGACUGGUUGCAUAAUUACGUUUACAUCAAAAAUGAAAAAGCCGGUAGAAAGCGUCGAGAUAACAGUAACCCCGGAGGAAGUUUUGCGGCAGUAAACAGCUCGAUUAUUUUUCCAGCGCAUACAGAGAACGCUCCGAAGAUAGCUUCGAAUUAUGUGACCGUACAAGAACCCAACGAAGAGUACUAUCGCACCAUCGGGGAAUCAACCAAUCUAACACGCAUAAAGUUUCCCCUGUCUUAUUUCAAACAUUUUGCGCUCUACUCCUUCAGCGUGCAUGCUUGCCGAGAGCCGGCUACGGAUGUGCCCGGAGCUUUGGUGCAAGAUUUGGCAGACCUUUGUGGCACACAAGUAAUGUCUAUGUAUCGUACACCGACUAAACAAGACGCGGAUGACAUACCGAUCGAAUCGAUUGAACUGGACGAUCAGUCUAAUCACACGCAGCGUGUGAUCCGUGUUCGGUGGCAGGGUCCUUCGAAACCCAACGGAGUAGUGGUAUCAUACUCGAUUAAGUAUCAUCGAACGGAUCUGGAUUCAGUGCAGCCGACUGUGCGCUGCGUUACGAUGGCGGUAUUCAAUUCGAGCGGAUACGCACUGCUGACGAAGCUAGAUGCAGGCAACUAUAGCGUACGUAUUAUGGCCACAACAACCGCAGGCAAUGGGCCGUAUUCUCCACCUAAAUAUUUGUCCCUGGAAAAGCGCGAUUCAGAUUCGCCCAGCGUAGGCAUGUGGGUAACUGUUGCAAUAGUAGUAGCGCUGGCUGCAACGGUGAUAGCAGUAGCAAUCUUCUGCGCGAUUAACAAAUAUAAGCAAAUGUCGAACAUGCGGCUCUUUGCGCAGGUUAAUCCAGACUAUGCUGGAGUUACCUAUAAGGUAGACGAAUGGGAAGUACCGCGUGAACACAUAAUCCAGUUGGAAGAACUCGGCCAAGGUUCGUUCGGUAUGGUGUACAAGGGUAUCAUGACGAAGCUAGGGAACGAUACGAACGUACCGUGCGCUAUUAAGACCGUCACGGAGAAUGCUACCGAGCGAGAGCGGGACAGUUUUCUAAUAGAGGCAACGAUUAUGAAGGAAUUUCAUACGCAUCACGUUGUUCGGCUCUAUGGUGUUGUGUCGGUUGGUCAGCCGACUCUCGUGAUCAUGGAGCUGAUGGCAAACGGUGAUCUAAAGAGCUACCUCCGACGCCAUCGACCGGACUAUGAAAAUGGCGAGGAAUCGUCACCGCAGCCUCCAACACUAAAGGAAAUUUAUCAAAUGGCCAUAGAAAUUGCGGACGGAAUGGCGUACCUAUCGGCAAAAAAAUUCGUCCAUCGUGACUUGGCUGCCCGGAACUGUAUGGUGGCCGAGGAUCUAACAGUAAAAAUAGGUGAUUUCGGUAUGACCCGAGACAUAUACGAAACUGACUAUUAUAGAAAAGGUACGAAGGGAUUUCUACCAGUGCGAUGGAUGGCUCCAGAGAGUCUGAAAGAUGGCAUGUUUUCGAGUUGCAGCGACGUUUUCAGCUAUGGCGUUGUGCUGUGGGAGAUGGCGACACUCGCUUCCCAGCCGUACCAGGGAUUAACCAAUGACCAAGUAUUGCGAUAUGUCAUAGAUGGUGGCGUGAUGGAACGUCCUGAGAACUGUCCGGAUAAGCUCUAUGAACUGAUGCGAAUUUGUUGGCAGCACCGGGCGUCCGCACGACCUUCGUUUAUCGAAAUUAUCAAAAUGCUGUUACCGGAUGCGAAUGAUCAUUUCAAGAUGGUAUCCUUCUUUUACUCUCAAGAUGCCAUUGAUAAUUCCGUCCAGCCUGGACUCGCAUUAUUGGACGAUGUGACAGAACCGUUACGGGCGAACGAUGACGGAUUCGAAGACGAUGAUGAUGAUCAUUAUUCAAUCGAAGAAACGGACAGUAGGCUUAUGCAGACUAAUGGGCCCAAGCCUGAUAUUCGGUCGCCGCACUCGCCGCAACGGUGAGCAAAGUCUUCAAGUGGCUAAAUU
This is a messenger RNA of Anopheles moucheti, 5379 nucleotides long. RefSeq names its product insulin-like receptor. Gene Ontology annotation, cellular component: membrane; axon; insulin receptor complex. NCBI's taxonomy places the organism in Eukaryota, Metazoa, Arthropoda, Insecta, Diptera, Culicidae. The record is from RefSeq and is a predicted model, not a curated record. Gene Ontology annotation, biological process: protein phosphorylation; positive regulation of phosphatidylinositol 3-kinase/protein kinase B signal transduction; multicellular organism development. The transcript is spliced from 13 exons. Gene Ontology annotation, molecular function: ATP binding; insulin receptor activity; insulin receptor substrate binding. Bases 634 to 5355 code for a protein of 1573 amino acids.